AUGUGGUUGCUGGUUAUAGCGGCGAUACUCUGUUUGUAUGUGUAUCUGUGGUUACGGAUGUAUCCGGGUAAUCUGCCGGUCUAUCCAGGUAGAUUACCCUUACUCGGUAAUAUAUCACUAUUUUGGGGUAGCACUAUAGAGGUAUGGGAGAAAAUUAAGAAAGUGUCGAAAUUUUCAACUGAAAACGGUGACGUGGUGAUGUUCUACCUUGGCAUUAUACCAAUUUAUGUAAUAACUGAUCCCGAUGACUGCAGCAAAGUAAUGAGCUCUAGUCUGCAUCGACCCGGGAUUAUGAAGAAAUUUUCGAGAGAGUUCCUCGGGAAUGGUCUACUUGUCGGUCCAGUUUCAGUGUGGAAGGAGCACCGCAAACUUAUAAACCCGACCUUCAAUCAGCAAGUCCUGGACAGUUUUAUCGUCAUCUUCAAUACGCAAAGCCGACGUCUGGUGGAGCGCUGGAAGAGCUACGCCGGCAUGGGGCCAUUUGAUCAUCAACUUUGCUUGGAGAAGAAUACAUUGGAAACUGUUUGUUUAACAACAGCGGGAAUCGACAUCACUGACCAGAAUGAGUUUAACGAAGAGUGUUUAAUGGCCUACCGCACGGUCCUCAGCAGCUUGAUGGACAGGGGCAGGAACCCGUUGCUUUACAUCAACUGUAUAUACAAUAUGUCCAAUUUAAAGAAAGACGAAGACCGUAAUAUAAAAAUAACACACGAUUUGACUAAUCUGGUGUUAAAACGAAAAAGAGAAGGAUACAAAGAAAUUGAUAAUAAUAAUUCUGAUUCAAUGUUCAAGCCGUUCCUACACCGUUUGCUAGAACUCACGAGCAAACUGAGUGAACAGGACAUUCGAGAGGAAAUGAAUAAUAUCAUCCUCACUGGCUUUGAAACCAGCUCGGGAGUGCUGCUUUUCUGCCUAUUGCUAAUUGGGACAUACCCUGAUGUACAAGAGAAAUGUCUAAAAGAGAUCAACGAAGUCCUGGGUGAAUUAGACCGGGACGUGACAAAAGAAGACUUAUCGCAACUAAAGUAUCUCGAAGCCGUUCUCAAAGAGACAAUGAGGUUGUGUCCUGUCGUUCCCAUGACAGGGAGGAUUAUUACUGAAGACAUGCAGCUUAAAAACGCAGUCCUUCGCAAAGGUCAUCUGUGCGUUGUGUCGCUGUAUGGAGUUUUGAAUCACCCCAUGUGGGGUAAGGACGUCAACGAAUUCUCACCCGACCGCUGGCUGGACCCCACCCGCCUACCACAAAAUCCCAAUGCCUAUGGAGUUUUCGGCUACGGGAGGAGGAAUUGUAUUGGUAAAGUGUAUGCGAUGAUGACGAUGAAGGUGACUCUGGUGCAUAUUCUUCGGGCAUACCGUGUCAGCGGACAAUACCAUCAAAUGCGGAUCAAAAAUCAGGGCAUUAAUAAGCCAGCGGAUGGACAUCACAUUUCCAUAAAUUACCGAUAA
Molecule: messenger RNA, 1446 nt
Organism: Pieris macdunnoughi
Lineage: Eukaryota; Metazoa; Arthropoda; Insecta; Lepidoptera; Pieridae
Source: the annotation of a GenBank genome assembly